This is a messenger RNA of Tricharina praecox, 815 nucleotides long. RefSeq lists its product as uncharacterized. The transcript has a single exon. Lineage: Eukaryota; Fungi; Ascomycota; Pezizomycetes; Pezizales; Pyronemataceae. The record is from RefSeq and is a predicted model, not a curated record. Bases 110 to 580 code for a protein of 156 amino acids.
AGACCCUCCCUCACCAAACCAUCCAGAAAACGAAGCAAGAACCCAACCCGGAGCCCAAACCAACCAAACCAAACCAACCAGACCAAAUCAACCCACAAAAACCCAAGCAAUGACCACCAUCCCCGCCGUCCGCCUCCUCAUGCACGCCGGGACCUCCCAAGAAUACACCAUGACCGUCCCGACGGCACCACACAUCUACACGGCGCCGUCCCCGCGCGCCCCCUCUCCCGCCGGGGUUUUGGUGCCGUACCGGGCACCCACCCCGGUGGCAGCCCCGACCGCCCCGCAGUCCUAUAACUCCAUGACUACGGCAAUGACUUACCGUCCGCCGGCAAACCAGCCGGACCACUGGUCGCUGCGCGUGCCCGAUGCUGCCGGCGACGGGUGGCACAAGUGGGAGUACACGCAUAUGCAUGCGCCCGCUGAGUGUGGCUGCAGGGAGUGCGCGAAGGAUAGGGAGAGGGAGAGGGAGCGCGAGGAGAGGAUGGAGAAGGAGAGGGUGUGGCAGCGCGAGAAGGAGCGGGAGCGGUCGAGGGAGAGGCUUGUUGUUGUUAGAAGGUCCACGAGGUACUGGCGCUGAAGCGUCAGGAGUGAUGGGAUCUGGUAGCUUGUUUAGUUUUUGUUUUGGGAGGUUUUUGGGAUUCGCUGGGAGUUUUCUGUUUGUUAUUGUUGUGCCUUUGACUGGAUAGGAGUUUUUUGGUUUUAUGAUGAUGUCUGAAGAGACGAUGAACUUUAUGGUUAACUAUGAGCGUUUGCUUUGGUGGAUUUGAUUUGGUACUCCGAGUAUUUAGACAAAUGAGAUUCUCUGUUGAAGC